Verruconis gallopava is the source of this 1520-nucleotide messenger RNA. RefSeq lists its product as uncharacterized. The transcript is spliced from 3 exons. The record is from RefSeq and is a predicted model, not a curated record. The coding region runs from base 67 to 1506 and encodes 479 amino acids. NCBI's taxonomy places the organism in Eukaryota, Fungi, Ascomycota, Dothideomycetes, Venturiales, Sympoventuriaceae.
GAUUAUCAAUGUGCCGUAUGGAGGAUCCCGGCAAUUUCAUCCCGUUACGCUACUGAAAAUAACAACAUGCUUGUUGAAGAUUGUGGCCGGAGAAUUUCGAGCACUCCUGCUUUUGCAUCGGUUGGAGUAAGACUGGACCAGUUACCUGCCGAGAUCAUUGAACACAUAGCAUACUUCCUUGCCCGGCAUGACAGUGUGGAGGCUCGUUUCAGAUACGCCUUUCUCCGUGGAGUUUUAAACCUUCGUCUUUCUUGUAGGACAAUCGCAUUCAAGCUUGAUUCGUUCUUUAAAAGAUCAUUUGAAACAAUUUGCAUAGAACUAAGCUGCAAAGGGCUUCAGCGCGCCGUAUACAUUGCCAAUGCUUCAGACCUUGCAUUCAAAGUCCGAUGUGUAAGGUUGAGCUUUAAUUUGGUUGUGCCCGGUGAAGAUGAGAUUCUUGAGAACAUCGCAGAGUUCAUGAGCAGUGACUUGACGGAGUACUGGUGGCUCAUUUUAGCUCGUAAACGGACGCAAGCUAUCGAAAGAGCGUGUUCUUUCAUCUCCAGCUUUGGGCUUGUCUACCUUAGCCGUGCCUUUUCCCGAUUCCAAAAUCUUUCCGAGAUUCGGCUGCCUCUCGAAGAUAAGCAAUGGGAGCCUUUGGAUCAGGUUGACCCAGUAAAGGCUCUUAUGGACACAAUUCUAGGCAUAACUAUAUCUGCUUUGGAUAUUGCGAGGCGAAAAAUCCAUAUUCUCGGGUUUGACGAUAGUUUCGACAUAUGGUUGAGCCUUGGAGCAUCCGCCAUUGCUUGGAGGAAUACAUUGAGAAAAUCUCGAAUAUUUUAUGGGUUGACAAGUCUCGAAAUAAGUAUAGAUCACAGCAAUCGUUCUCAUGGGCCUUGGGGUAGACAUUUUCAUGAAUCCUUCGACAGCGCGCAUUUUCCAUGUCUGGAGAGGCUGUCCCUCUAUGCUGAUUUUUGUUCGCGGCAUGGGGCGAAUUUCUUCAAUGUACCUCUCUACCCAUGCUUGCGGUGGCCACAAACCAUUCGCAGCCUCUCUAUUGACGGAUUUUGCAUCCAGUUUCAAGUCGGUGAUCCAAACAGCUUUCGACUUCCCGUGAGGUUGGACGAACUAUCGAUAAGAAAUUGUCGGUUUAUUUAUGGCGAUCCAUUAGACUAUCUCACAGAGUACGUGACUACAUCGCGCCUAAAGAAGCUCUAUCUUUCGCAAAUUGCUAUAGAUUUCACAAGAGUGUCGUUCGAGGGAUUUCCGUACGCCAAAGAAGGAGACGUUGAGCUGUAUUAUGCACAACGUGGAGAAGUGGCAGAUGCCGCGGAGCUAGUUGCUGAAUACGUCUGGAUCGAAAACAAUAAGUAUGAACUGGAAAUAAAUAGCGCAUGUGAUAGCAUGGAGGAGAUGUUGCCAAAACUUCGCCAAUAUUGGAAAGUUCAGAUAGGCUUAAGUGUUGAGAGCUCCAGCGAGUUCAGCUUCUGGUGGGAUCCAGCCGAUGUUCCAGAUAACCCCGAAUAGCAAGAAACAGUGCG